AUGUGUAUAUGUUUUUCAUGCAAGAACAUUCUACCGCGCACAUCCUAUUCAGUCGACGAGUUCUCUAAGGGCUCUGGCGUAGGGCGAUGUAAUGACUGCAUCUCCGGGAAGCGCAUCGAAAACGCAUCGGUUGCCGAGUUUGACAGUGGUAGAUACAACAUCUCCCGAAACGGCGUUACUUCCUAUUUUGAACUCGGCCAACCCUUUUCUAACGGCUCGUACCGCUGGGUAGCCUUGGCGACCUACACUUCAGGCCCUCGAGAAGGUCAAUCAUUCGUAGUAAAGUGGUUCAAGGCCAGGUUUGUCUACGAGCCGCACCACUACAACCUUGACAUUAAGGCCGUCCACAAAGCCCUGGAAAUCGUCAACUUGUUCAAUAACCACAAGAUAAUUAAUAAAACCAUCAGACUCAACGUACCCGGCGUGUGGAUAUUCACUACGGCUUCCGGACUCUGGGCUGGACGAUACGUCCUGUGCGAACCGUUCAUCAAGAACUAUCAAAAGUUCAACAGCAGCACCGGAUGGACCGACACUUCGAGCACGUGGGGAGAAGUCAUGCAGGCCCUCAGCCAUUUCAGCUACCACAUCACGGACGGCCAGUUCGUCCUGUGCGAUCUCCAGGGCGGCAUCUACCGGCACCAGGCCAUCCUUUCGGACCCCGUAAUUCUGUCGCAGAAUAUCGAAUACGAAGUGACCGAUCUCGGCCCCAGAGGAAUCACGUCGUUCUUCAGCCAUCACCGCUGUAACGCGUUCUGCCGCCUGGAUUGGAAGAUGCCCGCAGGCACGGCUCGAAUUUUUGAUCCGGCCCCCGGAACGGCUCUGAGAGGAUAUAUAGUGCCCACGCGCCAAUCGAGACCAAUGGAUACACCCUAUUAUUCCCCUCUAAGGUAUUGA
Molecule: messenger RNA, 894 nt
Organism: Daldinia caldariorum
Lineage: Eukaryota; Fungi; Ascomycota; Sordariomycetes; Xylariales; Hypoxylaceae
Product: kinase-like protein
Exons: 1
Coding region: 1-894 (297 amino acids)
Biological process (GO): protein phosphorylation
Molecular function (GO): protein serine/threonine kinase activity; ATP binding
Source: RefSeq, a predicted model, not a curated record